GCUUCCUUUCGAGUUUCGAGUCGAGUAAAUUCAUGCAUUUUGUUGCGUCAGUUCUAAAAAUUAUCUCGUGUAACAGCACAACACUCGAUUAAGUAAUUGUGCAAGUUUAAUCCAUGGCAAAAGGUUAUCUUUUCAUAGUCGGUUUAAUGUGGUAUUAACUUUUACAAUUUCACAUUUCUUUUUUCUAAAAGGCAAGGUCAGUGCGAUGUCUGUUAUGUGUCUAACACCGAUGAGAAUCUUCAAGUGUUUAAAAUGUGAUGUGAAAUUAAUCAGGAUUAUUAUUUGAUUUGUUUUUCGUAAGUGUGGUGUUUUAUUUUUUAUAUUCAGGAUUUUUAUUUGCUGAUGUGUGGAACAAUGGCAACUGUUAAAUUAAGUGCUCAGGAUAAGAAGGACUUAGAUAAAUUCACAAAGUUUUUAGCUUUGAAAUCUGCACAGAUUAUUGUGCAGAGCAGGCUUGGAGAAAAGUCUACACAGUGUAAACCCCAACAAGGCACUGAUUGGUUUAAUAUUGCAAUUCAAGACAUUCCCGAUGUGCUCGCAGAAGCCAAGAAAGCUCUUCUAAACGAAGCAGGCACAGCAAAACUACCAAUAUGUAUAGAAAUAUCAUUAAGAACACUUGAAGGUGAUCAAAUGAUUCUUGAAACUUGGGUUUUGGGUAUAGUGCCAGAACAGUGUGACCCAUUGGUUAGAGUUCAAUAUACUGUUUAUAAUCGUAUGGGUAUUUUGUUAAAAUCACUUGUGUCUGUAACGAGAGUCACACCUGCUUAUAAGUUAUCACGAAGGCAGGGUCCAGAUUCUUAUGUUAUAUACUAUCGAAUAUAUAAAGGAGAGCCACAAGUCCAUAAUUUGGGGGACGGUUCAAAGCAAGUUCGUGUCGGACAACUCUGCACCCCAGUGGGCACCCUGCACAUAAGUGUAGCUUACCGCACCAAGAUGACCAUCUCCCCAACAGCUUCUGGUGGUGUCGCGGUUGCCGGUGGUGCUGGACCGGUUACUGGAAACGGGACGGGCGGCAAUAAUACCAGGGACAACUUAUUGAUGCUGAAAAGCGAUCAUUUCCGAAGAGAUGCCAGCCCGAAGAGGCAGAACACCAGGCUUGGCAGAGUUGUAAAUGAAAAGAAAGUCAUUGAUCUGAAUAAACCGAUGCGACCAGGAGCGUUUGUUGAUGUGUCCAGAGUAAAGAAAUAUACUGAACAAGACUAUUUAUUACCUGAAGAACCUGCUUUUAGUUGGUUACUUACCAAAAAGGAUGAAGUAAAUAACAAAAAGAAUAAGUCACCAGACACAAAUGGUGACUAUGUCAUAAAUGAUAUGUCUGAUGAUAAUUUAGAGUGCCAAAUUGAUGCAAAUUGUUGCAACAAUAAUAAUGAUCCAUGUAACCACAACCACAAUCAGAAUGAUGAUGCUAAUCAUGAUGAUAAGGAUAAAUCUGAUGAUGAUAGCAUGGAACGAACACUUUCUGCAGAGAGUAUGACAAACUGGAAUAGAACCAGUAAAGAUAGUGAUGACAAUGAAGGAAGUCCAAGAACUCAGGAGAAACGAAAAUCAAGGUGGACAUUACCUGUUGAAGAUGAAAAAUUAAUGAAAGAACUUCAUUUUCCAUUUGCCACAACAAGUUCUCCAAUUGGCGACCUAGCCAGGUUCUAUCGUGAAUGCUAUCAUGCUCCACCACUUCAAACAUUCGAUGCACCUGAAAUGAAACCCAUUGAUGCGAUAGGUGAUGUCACCGAACAGUUACAGCAGUUCGAAGUCUCAUUAGGUGAAUUUGAUUCAAUGGUCAGCUCAUUAUGCCAAUCGGGAAAUAACAAUAGUUCUUAAUUAUUUGACUGGUUAUUGAUAGAUAUAAUUAUCUCGGGAAUAUGUGAUGUAUGCACUUAAAUUAAGUGUCAUGUGUUGAGUCAGUUUUUAUAUGAUAAAAAAUGAAUGCUGUUGCAAUAAACCACGUUUUUAAAAUGUGGAUGAUUUAUUAUCAAAUUUAUUGCAAUUUUUAUAUAGAUUAAUAUUAUAUAUGCAAACUUGAGUCAGAUAUUUAUCAAAACAUUAUGAACACAUAUUUGCAGUCAAGAGUAAUAAAUAUUAGCAAGAAUGGUAAUGAAUUUUAAAAUUUUG
Molecule: messenger RNA, 2109 nt
Organism: Ctenocephalides felis (cat flea)
Lineage: Eukaryota; Metazoa; Arthropoda; Insecta; Siphonaptera; Pulicidae
Product: autophagy-related protein 13 homolog
Biological process (GO): mitophagy; protein localization to phagophore assembly site; autophagosome assembly
Cellular component (GO): extrinsic component of membrane; phagophore assembly site; cytosol
Source: RefSeq, a predicted model, not a curated record